AUGGAAGAAAUAGAACAGAACAGUCAGAAAAAGGAGCUAGUGACGGGUCUGGCGAGAGGUUGUCUGUCCAUACUCGAGCACGUUGCCGAGCCGCCGCUGGUGUCCAACUGCUCGGCGGCCGUGCUCCGCUGUCGCCUCGACACAGCGGGUCCCAACAUCGAAGUCUGGUGGACGUUCCACGGCGAGAACGCCUCCAAGCUUCCGAACGUUGUUCUCGAGCCGCCGCCAAGUCGCGAAGCCAGGGCGGCCUCUUCCGUCGCGCCGCCGGCCACAACACCGCCGGCGACCGCAGCGACAACCACACCGUCCAAUGCGACCGCAGCGUCGGGCCACAACUCGACUUUGGCGCACAACUCCACGGCACCUUCUAACGAGACUUGGAGCGGGACCGAACCGCCGACCUCGCUGACGACGCCAGGUGGCGACGUCUUCUCGGGUGAAGACUCCGAGAACGUCACGACUGCGUCGCCGCAGGCCACGACCACUCUGCCGGGCGGCGAAGCGGCGUCUUCCGAGGUCGAGUCUUCUUCUUCUGGCGAGGACGAGGAGAAGUCUGCCGUGUGGACUCUGCGGCUGAACUGCCCGACACUUGAACACGCCGGUAGUUACGCCUGCUACGCGCUAUCGCGGAACGCCAGCGAGUUCAUCUACAAGAAGGAAGCGUCCCUAGACGUCUACGUGCCGGUGAGCGUGGAGGUUGAGCAGAGCGUGGUCGAGGCGACGGUCAACUCAUCGGUGACGCUGUCAUGUCUUGCCACGGGUCACCCCAAGGUCACCACGCUUCUCUGGUCGCGUGCCUCGGACGACGACGAACAAGACGAGCCGGCGGCGGCCACCGGCAACUCCACCAGCUCAGAGGACGUUACCUUUGGCAGCCGCUUGAUCGACAGCACAAACGUCACUCAGGUGUCCGAGGUCCAAUACCGGGCGCAGCUGACGCUUGAGUCCCUCCAGAGGCGGGACAAUGGCACGUACGUCUGCUACGCGGGCAACGAGUACAACAUGACCAUGGCGGUGCAGGAUGUACUCGUACUUGAGCCCCCAGAGGUGAACUUGUCAUCACUGAAGGCUGAGGACGCACGCACAGCAAAGCUUAGCUGGCAUGUGCGCCACUCGGGCAACCAGCCUGUAUCGCGCUACCACCUCCAGGUGCGCAACUACUCCACCGAGGCCGACUGGCUCGACGUGCACAAUGCAGUGCCACCGAACAUGACCUCCUACCUGGUACACUACCUGGCACCUGGUGCCACCUACGGUUUCCGCCUUGCGGCUGUCAACUCAGUAGGGAACGGACCAUGGGAGCAGCGAAACAUUACUAUGCCACCUGACGUUCCACCAAAGAUCAACCAGGUGCAUCUGCUGGCUACAACUAACGAGACACUGGUGUUUGCAUGGCGGAGGCCAAGCCAUGACAACGGAGCGAACAUCAGCCAGUACCAGUUGGAACUCUUUCGUCCAGGCCAAGUCCAUCGCAACCAGACAACACUCUCGGCUGAGCCCCAGAACAGGCUGAAGCACAUGUAUGUCUAUGUGGGCCUUACACCAGGAGAACAGUACAUCUUUCAGAUGCGUGCUUGCAAUAUUAUUGGCUGUGGAAAUUGGUCUGAGCAACUGGACGUGAGCACAGCUGAUGGAAUGGCUGGAGCACCACAGAAUGUGACAAUGCAUUGUUUUGCAAAUACGGAAAUGAACAUGACGUACGGCAUCAUCACGUGGCACCCGCCUGAGGAUGCUCGUGGCACUAUUGUUGGCUACAAGGUCCUGUUGGAAGGGCAUGCAUUUUUCCGGCGUGAGACGGGUGUGUUUGACACAGAGCGGCUGAAGGAGCCACACGAAGUAAACUCAACCACUCUUAAGUACACCAUCACCAUCAAGCCCAACACCAACUACACCGUACGCAUUUGCACCGUGAAUAAAGCUGGCUGUGGAAACCUAAGUGGUGUCACAGCUAGGUCGACCUGCACUUCGCCUCCUAUAGGACCAGCACAACUGCCCAAGUUCAACCUUCAACGAAUGGAGCGUGAAAAGCGUCACAGGCAGCUCAAGCUCCACUUGAAACGAGUGUCCGAGAGGAAUGGAAACAUCCUGUGCUACAGGGUGAUUGUGGUGAAGCUUGCCCAUGGGGAGACUCUGGAGUCAUUGCCCAAGGACCAAAAGCAACUGAACAUCACAUCCUAUCAUGAAGUGCAUCGUGUAAGCAGCAACGGAGCCUACAUUGCAGAGGCUAUUAGCAGUGAAGACUUUGUGGAAGAGGUGAUCCUUGGUGACGAAAGAAAUCAUGUGUGCUCUGCUGAUUCGAUGCGGAGCACCACAGAAGACUCGCGCAUGAGUAGAAGAGCUGCCGAUGCACUCAACAUCACUGAGCCGUCCACACCUGCCGUCGAGGUUGAAUAUGUGCGUGAUGGCGCUCUUGCAGCCAACACAAACUACACCGGCUUUGUCCAAGUACAUGUUCGGGGUUCUAAUGGGACAUUGCUCUCUCAGCAGAGCCCUUACUUUGCUCCAGUUGAAACAGGCACUGAUCGCAACACUAUUACUGCUGAGAGCCCUGCUGCAAUUGUAUUUGGAGUAAUAUGUGGCCUUGUCCUUGUGGCUUUGAUGAUGGUCAUCAUUGUGUGCAUCAUGAAGAAGAAAAAUGGCCAACUGUACGAGGACCAAGGUGAGCGGCUGGGUCUGACCGCUUUUCUUCGGAGAACCAUUCAGAAGAAUGGCCAUGUUCCCCGGGCGAAAAGAGGCAGUUUUGUGAACUCUCCAAACUCAAUCCCCAUCUCGGCAGACAACUUGCCAACUGCCUUCAUGAAGCGUCACUGUGACAGUGAUUUGCUCUUUCAAAGCGAAUUUGAGAUGUUGCCCGAGAAGUUCAAGGACAGAACAACAUAUGCAUCCGAUGCCCCAGAAAACAUGCACAAGAACCGCUACCCAGACAUCAAGGCUUUUGACCAAACAAGAGUCAAGCUCUCCACCAUUGAUGGCAUUCCUGGCUCUGACUACAUCAAUGCGAAUUUUGUUGAGGGUUUUGGUGGGAAGAAGACCUUUAUCUGUGCCCAAGGUCCACUGGAUCGGACUGUGACAGACUUCUGGAGGAUGAUCUGGGAGCAUAGAGUCUCGGUUAUAGUGAUGCUAACUGGAAUUGAAGAAAAUGGCAAGAUAAAAUGUUCCCAGUACUGGUCUGAUGAAGGUGUCAAAGAAAUUGAGAAGCAGUAUACUGUUAGGGUUGUCACCGCAAAGAGAUAUUCGGAUUACGUUGUACGGCGGUUCUUUGUCGAACACACUCAGGAUGGCAUCACUGAGGAGCGAGAGAUCUUGCAAUUUCACUUCACCAUGUGGAAGGACUUCCUGGCGCCUGACCAACCUUCAUGGCUGCUACGAUUCAUCAAGCGUGUCAAUGAGCAUUACGUCUCUGACAGAGGGCCACUGCUGGUUCAUUGCAGCGCUGGUGUGGGCAGGACAGGGACGUUUGUGGCUAUUGACUCGCUGCUGGAGGAGCUGGAAAAGACCGAAGAAGUAGACAUCUUCAGCUGCGUAGCCAGUCUUCGCAAGCAGCGCAACUUCCUCGUUCAGUCACUGAAGCAAUACAUUUUUAUUUACCGGGCGCUUCUGGAGCAUGCACAGUUUGGUGACACAGAAAUUGAGAUCCAGCACCUCAGGGACCACUACCUGCAGUUGAAAGAGAAGCUAGGGAAUUCUGAAAAGUCUGGGAUGGUUCUGGAGUUUGAGAAAUUGAGUGACGUCAUUGAAGACCCCAAGACAUGCUGCGUUGGAAUGAUGGACAUGAAUGUAGCAAAAAACAGAUAUGACUUCAUUGUACCUUAUGACUGCAACAGAGUUAUUUUGCCAGUGUCACCUUCACGAGACCAUUCAUCUUACAUCAAUGCCUCAUUUGUCCAGGGUUAUGACCGGUCACUGUCUUUCAUCAUCACUCAAGACCCCCUAGACUGUUCUGUCGUGGAGUUUUGGCGCAUGAUCAAGGAGCAGUGCAUUUCUACCAUAGUUAUGCUCUCUGAACUUGGCGAGGGGCAGACCAAGUGCCAGCAGUACUGGCCGUCUGAUGGAGAGCUUAUGUGUGACUAUGUCAAGGUCAAGUUUGUGUCCCAAGACAAUUGCAACUACUUCGUAAAACGCGAGUUUGACGUCAUCAAUGUGAAGUCUGGGGACGUCCAUCGUACCACACAAUUCCAGUACCUGGGCUGGGUUGGGCAGCCAGUCAUAGAUGCUGACAGCACAGCGAGCAUCAUUGCUCUCAUAGAGUGUGCCCAGCAGUGCCAAGCACUACAUCCAAGUGGUGGACCUGUCACAGUACACUGCAGUGGCGGUGGUGACAGGAGCAGUGUAUUUGUGACACUGAGUGUGUUGAUACAACAGCUGAAAGCUGAGGAAAGGGUGGAUGUUUUUCAAGCAGCACGUUACACUCGUUCCCAGAGGCACUGUAUGCUACAGACACCUAACCAGUACGAGUUUCUCUACCGUGGCCUGCUGACGUACAUCGAGUCGCACAACCUGUGCAACAUGGGCGACACCCAGCUAUGAGGGCUACACAUGCUAGGAUGUUCCAAGGUCCACCUUCACCAUGAGGCACGCAACUGUGACUGCGAGCCACAUGUGCAUGCGCCUCGGCCAAAGGGCAUGCCCCUACCACGGCACUGAGGCCAACUUCCUACCAGCUGGACUGGUGCUGGAAGAAACAAAGGUGGCUUUUUUUAAGUUGUCCUUGGCUGCUGACAAGCAAGGCACGCACGUUGUGACAGGAACUCAAAAGUGCGCGUUUGAUACAAAAGUUUUUUUAUGACUGUGUAGCAAAAAGGAAAAUAGACAAACAGCUGGCUUACGGAGAAGCCUGUAACGCAGUGCGAGUGUUGAAAUGCAGCACGUGCAUCUCUCCUGCCUUGGUAAGGCAUUGAAGACUCAAGGAAAGGCUUGCUGAGAGGCUUUGCGGCUUCUUUUUUCUUCAGUAACGCAAGCUGAGGACAUUUUGAGGCUUCAGCAAGGAUACUUCUUUCAAAAGAAGCAAGCAGAAGAUGCCAUCACUUAUGAACUGAACUACACUUCUGUUGUGGGUAAAGUCUGCCAGUCGUCCAUGUUUCGACGUGUUCCCUCACAGGUGGAGUGCUUUAUGAGUGGGUGUUGUGAUAGUCAUCUGUUUGCAGUACAGUCUUGCAGUGAGUCACUGAAGCCAUCUGAAACUCUGCUGCCCAUAGGAACAGUGUUCUUUUAACAAAAUGCUUACAAGCUCUUCAAAGUGUGCAUCGUACAGACUGUGGUCACACAGGAGCGCCCACGUUGGCAACACUUAGGAGCAGCACAGUGUUGGCCUUGUGUGUUUUCAUGGCGUCCAAACGGCAGGAGAACAUCUUCCAUCCUGACUGCUUCAAACAAAAUGACAAUGCAGUGUUCAGGCGGACCAUGAUUGACUUGCCCUUGAGCUGUGUGUGCCCUGAACACUCUGUCCGUAGGCCCACGAUGAAAUAUUUGCAGUCUAGGUUACACACCUUUGGCUGUAAAGCUUGGGCUAGGUUUCUAGCUGACCUAGUUCAGGUUGUGUUGGCUCAGCCUGGGUCAAGCCUUAGGUGAUGUUGGUGAUGUUGCUGUCAACAUCACUGUCUGUUUUUGUAGACACUUGCAUAAUGUUAUACAAGACAACAAAAGACAGGCAUACAGAGCUGUUUUUGCUACAACAUUCUUGUUACACCUGUCUGAGUUAAUUUUUUAUUCUAAUCCAGAACCUGUGUAAAUGUAUUUUCUAAAAAGGCAAAUUCAUGUGAAUGUGUUUCAGCAUGGACAAUUGUCAUAACUAUGUGUCAUGUGAGCCUAUAAUUACUUUGAUGUCUCAGCCUCUCAGUGUGAGCUUUUAUUUUUUGUUCAUUGUCUCGAUGGCAGUCGAAACGUGGCAAUUUUACUAGUGUUGUGAAGGCGUUUUAUUUUUCAUUUUUUAUUUUGUUACAUGACGCGAACCAGGGAGCAUUGUUUGCCUGUGGAACAAGGAGAGGUUGCUUUCACAUGUGCUUGUUUAUUUCUUUUUUUUUGCAGAUUCUCAUAUGCCAUCACACAGCUUUUACCUUUCUUCAGAGCUUAAGCUGGUCACAAGACCACACUAAGUACUGCUUCAUAAAGAUAUAUAUUAGCAAUCAGUCACAUACUAUUGAUGAAAUGGAAGAACUCGUGUUCCUUUUUGAGGUGGACAGAUCAAAUUAUUGGUUCUAUUACUAGUAUCACAAUAACUUUUCCUAUUUAUUUCUGUAUAUUAGACACUAUAUGGAAUUUUCAUGAUGAAUGUAAAAUUCAAUCUUUUGUUUCAACUCUGACUUCUUGCUGUGGUAAAUUUGACUCACUUGUUUCGUAAAGAAUACUGUUACGGUCACAGAUGCCACAUUUGCCUGUGGCAUUGCAUCAACUCCAGUUUUUUCACCGCUUGCAGGUCCAGAAAGUAUACUUUGCAAAAGUAGGCAUUUUACUGUGCAUGUAUCUCACAGACGAGAACAUGCGUGCUUUUCUGAGCAAACAAUACAUUCUCACGCCAUGAGCCAGCAUGGGCAAGCUCUUCAAUAUCCUAGGCAGAGUUGUACUAGUCACAUGCUUUUUCAAGAUCAACUUUCACUCCUUGCUUUUUGUUAAGGGGUUGUCUCUCAAUCUUUGCAUUGUUAUACAUGUUCAUGAAGUUUGUACAUUUUGCUGGGAGACAAGCAAUGCCAUAUUUCUUCAGUCGUUGCACUGAUUUCAUGUACACGGUAUGCAUUUAUGUUGUUUUGGUUUAACAGCCAGCAAUUUUUUGUCUGUUCUUAACAACUUAGGACAUUCUGGUUGGUAGGUCAUGAUAUCUUACGGCAGCGCACAUCAGAAACAAGGAGGAUGACACAGAACGUAAGAAUUGACAAACAUAAGCAGAAAACAUCAACUGUCGUUUAUUCCUGAUGAACGAGCUGCAAUAUGUGCUUCAACAGAUGCAUAGAAUCUCUUGAAGAAAAAUCUAGAAGGAUCAGGUGCACAGAUUUCAAAAAUCAAGCCAUAUGACAGCAUUCAUCUCAUAAAAAAAAAAACAGAAGAUAUGCGACCCAGUUAACAUUACCAUGUCUUGCUGCAUAAAAACGUUUUUUCUUUAUCACAUAGGAAAAUUGAGGGGCAAUUGGCUACUUGUCAUCCCCUACUGCCACACUGUAUCACACUAACCUUCAAAAAUUGGCCACAAGCUUAGUGGGAGCGUUGUGUUCUCUGCACCAGUACAGUUUACUGCACUUUGCAAAAGAGUGAAUUCACAAAGAAAAUUGAAGGAAAUCGGUUUAAUUAAGCGCAAGCAAACCUAUGGCACCUGCAUGGAGCAUGUGGCUUAUUCAGUCCCGCUGACCUGUGACAAGGUGUUCAUUGGUCAUACUUGUAGAUGCCUAAAUAUGACGGCCACAGACCACAACUAUUUCUAAAGAAAAUAAUGGCCACAUUGUCUUCUGUUUUAAGGAUUGUAGCUACGUAUUAAAUGAGAAGGUGUCAUGUGAACAAAAAAAGCAAGUUAGAAAUUAUAGAAGUACUAGCAGAGAUUUCAAAGUAGAAAAGAAGUUGCAUUAGUUGUCGUUUGGUUGUCCUGUCUGACACGCAAAAAAAGGCUUUUCUGAAACAGAAUGUGGCAAUGUUGGAUGGCUUGCAUGUCUUCCAUUUCUACUUGCACAACAUGAAUGUUAUUGUAUGACUUGAUUUCUGAAAUCUGUACAUCUGAUCCUUUUAUUAGGUUUUUCUUAAAACAAUUCAACACAUGCACUGAAGCACAUGUAAGCUUGUUCAUUAGCAACAAACAGUAGAGGUUCAGUGCUUAUGUUUGUCUGUAUAUACUUUAUCGAUAGUCUUUGCUUCUUGACAACAUUGUGGUAGUUUCAUGGCUUCCAAAAUUUAAGCCUCAGUUAGUUUGCAAAAAAUAAUAGUAAGGAUGAGCAAGUUAUCUGUGAAGCAGUGAGUGGGAUCCUACCCUGUCAUUGUAAGGGUAUGUGGAGCAAAAGUAUAAUUGUGGGGGAGAAGCUAGUCUCCUGCAAAUCAGCCUAAAUGAACAAAAGAAUAACGUGAUGAGUGUCACUUUCGUCUGGUUGCUUUCACCAUUUGUACUUGUCUAGACCCUCUGUCUGAAGUGAUUACUUUAAACUGUUUUAAGGAACUAGUUGCGUCAAGGCUUAACUUACCUCAUGGCACUGGAUGCCUAUGAGAUAUUGUGACAUCUCCAUUAUGUGUUGUGCCCUUGUAAAUUGCAAAUCUUCUUCUGCACAUAACUAGUAAGAAAAGAAAAUGCCUGGAGCAUUGUAUGCAAUUGGCUGCUCCAUGUACAUGGUUAGUGUACACUUCCCUCUGUGUGCACUUUUUUACACUGACAAUUAGAUUGAGACUACAGUGCUUUUGAGAAGUCAUGAGAUUUCAAGACCUGUAGCAAAUUAAGCAAGAGCAUUGUGUUUUUCUUUAUAGUGCUUUUAGAAUUCCUGUUGACAUAACAGCUAAACUGAAUUGGCAUUUUGAUAUGCUGUCACUUCACUGAUUAUGUACAUCCUGAAGAAAGAUCAAUCAUUUCAACUAGACCUUGUUCAUUUCAUCUUCAGCGAUGCCAGUGCCCUCAAAUGCAUUGAGAACUACACGGAAUGUAAUUUGAACAGUGCAAGUAGUAUGUGACCGAAUGUAUAUUGAGGGCUGUUGUGAUGUAGGAAAUUAAAUCUUAAAGCAAGGUCGUGCUCUCGUUUUCUCAAGCCUUUAUAGAAAGAGAAAAAACAAACAACACUCGUUUAACAUACACCAAGGCUCAAAAUUAUUCAGCACAUCUUGCCGAAUAGUGUUUGCCCUGAAUAAAUUAUUCUGCCUGCUUUGAUGUUUAUUUAGUGGACUUGACCAGUGAGUGUCAAAAGCAAUGUUGAACAAAACUUGCCCAUCUUGAUACUGAACACUUGUCCUUGACCAUGGCUGUAUAAAACAAAAUUAAGAAAUAGAGUGAAUGGGUUGUCAAUAAAAA
This is a messenger RNA of Rhipicephalus sanguineus (brown dog tick), 8965 nucleotides long. It is a transcript of the gene Ptp69D, whose product is annotated as receptor-type tyrosine-protein phosphatase alpha. The transcript is spliced from 29 exons. Gene Ontology annotation, biological process: protein dephosphorylation. Bases 1 to 4527 code for a protein of 1508 amino acids. Gene Ontology annotation, molecular function: protein binding; protein tyrosine phosphatase activity. NCBI's taxonomy places the organism in Eukaryota, Metazoa, Arthropoda, Arachnida, Ixodida, Ixodidae. The record is from RefSeq and is a predicted model, not a curated record.